CAGGAUGGCCUGUUUCCCACGGCCGCCAACCUCUUCCCCCAAAGCUGCACUGAGAAUCCGGUCAGGGACUUUGAACUGCCAGACCUGCCUCUUGGACAAGAAGAAGUCCCAAACGAAGAUCCUGUUAUAAUAAUUCACACAAAAAAAAUCAACAUGUCACGUGCCACGCCAUUUAAGAUGAGAUUCGUUCAUUUGGACCUUAAAGGAGCACCUCCGAAAGUUUCGUACCUCUCUGAGAGGCUGACCUCAUCUCCAGAGCUGCUCUCGGCGCCCCCUGCUGCUAGAGCACACAGGCUCUAGCAUUAGGCCCCUCUGGCCUGGCUCCAGGAUGACUCCCAGCUGGCACAAGUUCUCCCUGGGCUGAACCACUGGAAUUCAUUUUUCUUUGGUAACAACUGUUGAAUGGCACAUUACAGUCCUGUGCUAAAUAGGUUUUUCCCUUAUUCCAUGCACUCGGUGCAAAUGGUCUCCUCCUUGAGUAUGAAGACAUGUUUCCCUACGAGGGCCGCCUGCUGCUGCUGAGGGCCAAACAUGCGUACAGCCCCUCUGAAGUUGCAGAGAUCUUGCGCCUGGCCGAGCUCAGUGAGCUGGAAGUGGUUCCCUUGGUGCAGACGUUUGGACACAUGGAGUUUGUGCUAAAGCAUGCAGAAUUUGCACACCUCCGUGAAGUGGCUCUCUUCCCCAACACCCUGAACCCUCAUGAGGCUGAGUCGCUAGCAUUGGUAAAAGAUAUGAUUGACCAGAUCAUGGCGCUACACAGGGGUGUCCGGUGGCUCCACAUUGGCUGUGAUGAGGUCUACUACUUGGGCGAGGGGGAGACCUCAAAACAGUGGCUACAGCAGGAACAGAACAGCCUUGCGAAAUUGUGUCUGUCCCACGUGCAGGCAGUAGCCAGCCAUGUGCUGGCACAGCACCCUGGCACGACACCCUUGGUGUGGGAUGACAUGCUACGGGACAUCCCCCAGGAACAGCUAAAAGCAUCUGGGGUACCUCAUCUGGUAGAGCCCGUGCUCUGGGACUAUGGAGCUGACCUGGAUGUCCACAGCAAAAUCUUCCUCAUGGGAAAGUACCAGGAGUGUGGCUUCCAGAGGCUGUGGGCUGCCAGUGCCUUCAAGGGGGCCACAGGGGCGAGUCAGGCCCUGCCGCCUAUAGAGCACCAUGUUAGAAACCAUGAGCAGUGGCUCCAGGUGGCAGUCAGUGGGCCAGUGGAUACUCUGCAAGGAAUCAUUCUGACUGGCUGGCAGAGGUACGACCACUUCUCUGUGCUGUGUGAGCUGCUUCCUGUGGGAAUCCCUUCUCUGGCUGCCUGUCUACAGUCACUUGUGCAUGGAGGCUUUGCUGGGGAUGUUAAGCAGAGAGUGGAGCACUUCCUUGGGGUUUCAAGCCUGGAAAUACUGGAUACUGUGAGUGAGGGAGCUGGCUCCUUCCCUGGCAGUGACAUCCAUGCCCUCGUCACACAAGUCAGCCUCCACCUGCGCAGCUCUGUGGAUACACUUCUGGAAAGGAACAGGUAUGUCACUGGCUGGUUCAGCCCCUACCACCGCAGGCGGAAGCUCAUCCACCCGGUUAUGAUCCAGCACAUACAGCCAGAGGCACUCAGCCUUCUAAGCAGGUGGAGCAGCCUUGUGCAGCAGCUGGAGGCGGCCCUGCAGCUGGCCUUCUACCCGGACACCAUAGAGGAGUGGCUGGAGGAGAACGUGCUUCCGAGUAUGCAGCGACUGCAGGGUCUGCUGCAGGACCUGGGUGAGGCGGCUGCCCCACUGCUGCCACCCCCCAGCUCAGAACCCCUGAGGGGCUGGGGCCCUGCAUAUCAGCCUGGACAACACCAAGACUCCUGCUGAGCCCUGGACAUCUGUGCAGACAGGCUCCCAAACUGUAAAUAGUAACCUUAGGCAAAGCAGAACCCAGAAAAGGCACAUGAAGACUCAUUUGCAAUUUGCAUGUAGAGCUUUAUUAUGAAAUAAAAAGACCAGCAGAAGCAGGAGCCCCACUAGCAGAAACCUGAAUCAGCUUCUUGCCACUACCUGGCUCUAGGGGGCUUUGUUCCUUCACCCAGGAAUGAGUCCCAGCACUGGGAAAUACAGGAAGGGGAUAGGACAGCACCCAAGAGACAGACUCCCCCCUUGUCUAAAGUACCUUACAAGCCUGUAGGCAACAAGUCAAAACGCAACAGCUUUUCA
This is a messenger RNA of Myodes glareolus (Bank vole), 2180 nucleotides long. Lineage: Eukaryota; Metazoa; Chordata; Mammalia; Rodentia; Cricetidae. The record is from RefSeq and is a predicted model, not a curated record.